CGUUGGGGUGGCGACGCGAACCGCCCCUCCUCCGGAUGAGUCCUCCGCUGACGAGUCGCCGAUCGUCAUCCAUAGAUCCUUCGACGAAGACGACGGAGAAGACGAAGCAGAAGAAGAAGAGCGGGUCAAAGGUCAGAAGCGAUCUCCAUCUCUGACUCCUUCCUCUCUCUCUCUCUCUCUCUCUCUCGGAGAAGCCGGAGCUCGGACGGGCGGGAAGGCGGCGGCGGCGAGGAAGAAGGAGGAGGAGGGGGGGAGAAAUGUGCGGCAUAUUCGCGUACCUGAACUGCAAUGUGCGGCGGGAGAGGAGCUACAUCCUCCAGGUCCUCUUCAACGGCCUCCGCCGCCUCGAGUACCGCGGCUACGACUCCGCCGGCGUCUCCAUCGAUUCCUCCUCCGUCUCCCUGCCCCCGCUCGUGUUCCGGCAGGUGGGCAACAUCGAGUCCCUCGUCAAAUCCGUUUACCAAGAGGUUGAUGCCACGGACUUGAAUUUGGAGGAAUCUUUUGUUACUCAUGCCGGAAUAGCACACACACGGUGGGCGACUCAUGGAGAGCCUGCUCCUAGGAAUAGUCAUCCUCAGAGCUCUGGUGCUGGAAAUGACUUUCUGGUUGUACACAAUGGGGUCGUCACUAAUUAUGAGGUCUUGAAGCAAACACUAAUACGACAUGGGUUCACAUUUGAAUCUGAUACCGACACUGAAGUGAUUCCUAAGCUCGCCAAGUAUGUUUUCGAUAAAUCUAAUGAAGAAUCAGGUGACAUGACUGUCACAUUUAGUCAAGUUGUGCUGGAAGUUAUGAGGCAUCUUGAAGGAGCCUAUGCCCUUAUUUUUAAAAGCCGGCAUUAUCCUAAUGAAUUGAUCGCUUGUAAGCGUGGUAGUCCAUUGCUUCUUGGUGUCAAAGAAUUGACAGAAGAAUCAAGUAAAGGAUCAUUAUUUCAUGAUGAUAAGUACCCUUCCCAGAAUGGUAAUCCCAGGGAACUGUUCUUAUCGAGUGAUGCAAAUGCUCUGGUUGAGCACACAAGAAAAGUUUUGGUUAUUGAAGAUGGUGAAGUUGUUCAUCUGAAGGAUGGAGGGGUAUCUAUCUUGAAGUUUGAUGGUGACAAAGGAAAACGUGGUGUACUUUCCAGGCCGGCAUCUGUACAGCGUGCACUUUCGGUUCUUGAGAUGGAAGUUGAACAAAUAAAUAAAGGAAGCUACGAACAUUAUAUGCAGAAAGAAAUUCAUGAACAGCCAGAAUCCCUAACAACCACGAUGAGGGGCAGACUUAUACGUGGAGGCACCUGCAAAGCUAAGACUGUCCUUCUGGGUGGAUUGAAGGAUCAUCUCAAGACAAUUAGGAGGAGCCGGAGGAUUGUUUUUAUUGGUUGUGGUACAAGUUAUAAUGCUGCUUUAGCUGCAAGGCCCAUCUUGGAAGAACUUUCAGGAAUUCCUGUGACAAUGGAAAUUGCAAGUGAUCUCUUGGAUCGUCAAGGCCCAAUUUAUAGAGAAGAUACAGCCGUUUUUGUUAGUCAGUCUGGUGAAACAGCAGACACCUUACAUGCACUGGAAUAUGCUCUCCAGAAUGGUGCAUUAUGUGUAGGAAUUACUAAUACUGUUGGCAGUGCAAUUGCCAGAAAUACACAUUGUGGUGUUCAUAUAAAUGCUGGUGCUGAGAUAGGCGUGGCCAGCACCAAGGCAUAUACAAGUCAAAUAGUUGUUAUGGCUAUGUUAGCUUUAGCAAUUGGAGGGGACGCUAUUUCUAACCAAGCAAGAAGAGAAGCAAUAAUCGAUUGUCUUUUUGACCUUCCAAACAAAGUUAGAGAGGUGCUGAAGCUUGACCAGGAAAUGAAAGAUCUUGCUAAGCUACUAAUUGCAGAGCAGUCACUUCUCAUGUUUGGAAGAGGAUACAAUUAUGCUACAGCUUUGGAAGGUUCUUUAAAAGUAAAGGAAGUAUCAUUAAUGCACAGUGAAGGAAUUCUUGCUGGUGAGAUGAAACAUGGUCCUCUGGCUCUAGUGGAUGAGAGUCUGCCCAUUGUAGUGAUUGCUACUCACGAUGCCUGCUUCAGCAAGCAACAAUCAGUUAUCCAGCAACUCCAUGCCCGUAAAGGACGCCUGAUUGUCAUGUGCUCGAGGGGGGAUGCUGCAGCUGUGUCUCUUGGUGGAGCAUGUAGAGUCAUUGAAGUUCCUCAGGUGGAGGACUGUCUUCAGCCUGUAGUAAAUAUAGUUCCUUUGCAGUUGUUGGCGUAUCAUCUCACAGUCCUAAGAGGAUACAAUGUCGACCAGCCUAGGAACCUUGCAAAGAGUGUGACAACUGAGUAAAAGCCCACUGACAGAUUUCUUCUGAUUGUUUUUACCUGGCAGCAAAAUGGAUUAUGUCACGAGAAUGUAAAGUUAUCUUUCCAACACAGUUUAUGUUCUACUGAUCUUAAUGAUUCACUAGUACUUGCACUUUACUGACAGAGGCCAUGGGAGAUCUCCAUUUGUAAUAAAUUAGGAAAAAUUUUCGUAACC
This is a messenger RNA of Syzygium oleosum, 2486 nucleotides long. Its product is annotated as glutamine--fructose-6-phosphate aminotransferase [isomerizing] 1. Lineage: Eukaryota; Viridiplantae; Streptophyta; Magnoliopsida; Myrtales; Myrtaceae. Gene Ontology annotation, molecular function: carbohydrate derivative binding; L-glutamine:D-fructose-6-phosphate transaminase (isomerizing) activity. The transcript has 11 exons. Gene Ontology annotation, biological process: fructose 6-phosphate metabolic process; protein N-linked glycosylation; UDP-N-acetylglucosamine metabolic process. The record is from RefSeq and is a predicted model, not a curated record. The coding region runs from base 258 to 2294 and encodes 678 amino acids.